This is a messenger RNA of Debaryomyces fabryi, 360 nucleotides long. RefSeq lists its product as uncharacterized. NCBI's taxonomy places the organism in Eukaryota, Fungi, Ascomycota, Pichiomycetes, Serinales, Debaryomycetaceae. Gene Ontology annotation, biological process: glycerol-3-phosphate catabolic process. The transcript has a single exon. Gene Ontology annotation, cellular component: glycerol-3-phosphate dehydrogenase (FAD) complex; nucleus; cytosol. The record is from RefSeq and is a predicted model, not a curated record. The annotation marks the transcript as partial. Gene Ontology annotation, molecular function: NAD binding; glycerol-3-phosphate dehydrogenase [NAD(P)+] activity.
AUGUCACAAUAUAGAGCCAAUCAAAGAUUACAACAGUUAUCUAAUAUAUUACGUCCUAAUCAGCUUAGUGCUGAAAAAUCGUUAAAGCCAGAAAGUCCAUUCAAGGUUGCUGUGAUUGGAUCUGGUAAUUGGGGUACUACAAUUGCUAAGGUUUUAGCAGAAAACACCGCUGAAAAAUCAGACAUUUUCGCUAAGCAGGUUGAUAUGUGGGUUUUCCAAGAGAAGAUUGAUGGUACUAACUUGACUGAUAUCAUUAACACUAAGCACGAAAAUGUGAAAUAUUUGCCAGGAGUUACUUUACCAGAAAACUUGCAUGCGGAACCAGAUAUUGUCAAGGCUGCCCGCGGGGCUGAUUUAUUG